This is a messenger RNA of Papaver somniferum (opium poppy), 4895 nucleotides long. RefSeq lists its product as uncharacterized. The coding region runs from base 1778 to 3061 and encodes 427 amino acids. The transcript is spliced from 7 exons. The record is from RefSeq and is a predicted model, not a curated record. Lineage: Eukaryota; Viridiplantae; Streptophyta; Magnoliopsida; Ranunculales; Papaveraceae.
UCUCUUCUCUUUGUGGGACUGUACCUGUUAGAGAAACGAUUCGAUUUCAGAUCUUCUCCACAACAAUCUUCAACUAAGUUUCGCAGGAUUAAUGGAGGAGAUCAGGAAUUGAAAUGAUUGUUUCUCUUUUCUUCAAUUAGGCAUGUACUUCGAACGAUUAAUGGAGGAGAUCAGAAAUUGAAUUGAUUGUUUCUCUUUUCUUCAAUUAGGCAUGUACAUGUCCUCAUAUCUUAUUUGUUUUCUACUGUAAGCUGAAAUUUUAGGGUUCUAUAGAUUUUCAUCUUCUUCAUUAUAAUUCCAAACUCUUAACGAUUUGACUUUUAUUUCAAAAUUGGGUUUCCCCUGAAUUAGGUUAGGGCAUCAAUUAGCUAUUCGAAAUUAGGGUUUCCCCUGAAAUUAUUACUGACGUCAAUUUAUAAUUGUGAACGUGUUCCUUGAUUUGGGUUUUUUGCUUACAAUAUUUAGUCUUUUUUACUGAAUUUUUGUAAUUAGUUGCACUGCUUAGUUUUAGGAUGAGACAAAGCCUGAGUUAUAGCAUACAUGAGAUGGUAUAUAUAACAAAUGCAGCUCAAAGGUUUACAUAAUAGGAAAGCAAUAACAAGAAAAGAAGUUGGUGACUUCACUGACUUGGUUCUGAAUCCUGAACUUUUUUAAGUCUGUUGUUGUUGAAUAGGGUGAACCCAGAAAUGGAUACAUCCCAGAGUCGUUAUGCCGCUCAAAGAAGUAGGAUGACCCAAGAACAACGAGAUGCUGAGAACGAAAGACGUCGUGUUCGCGACAGACAGCGUCGAGAAAACAUGACAGCUGAGGAGAGGUUGCUACAAAAUGAGCGUAGGCGAAAUCAAAAUAGAGGGAGGCAACAAACUGCUGAAUCUGAAACAACAGAUGUGGAAACAUCCCAAAGUCGUUUUGCCACUCGAAGAAACCUGCUGACCGAGGAACAGCGGGCUACUGAAACAGAAAGGCACCGUGUUCGUGAGAGAUAACGUCAAGAAAACUUAACAGCUGAGGAGAGGUUGUUACAAAAUGAGCGUAGGGGAAGUCAAUAUAGAGCGGGGCAACAAAAUGUCGAAUCUGAAACAACAGAUGUGGAUACAUCCCAAUCCCAAAUUUGUUUUGCCACUAGAAGAAACCUGCUGACUGAAGAGCAACAAGCUACUAUAACAGAAAGACGUCAUGUUUGCUAUACAAAUAGUCAACAAAACUUGACAGCUGGGGAGAGAUCAUUGCAAAAUGAGUGUAGGAGAAAUGAGUAUAGAGCGAGGAAACAUCUUCCGCCGUCAUCAACAAGCACUGCUGAAGCAAACUUAUUUGAACAUAUAAUGCGACAACACGUUCAAGUAGAAGUGGAGAGAAUAAUCGGUCACGGCUCGGCGUUGUCGAUGAACACUACUGCUGGGUUUUUGGAAUUAGGACCAGAUCAUAGAGCUCCACUACGUACGAGAUAUGAAGAUAUGGUCGAGUUUGAUGAGCAAGUCGACAGGUUUGAAGACGUUCAUGAUGAGAGUCACCAAGAGGAUCCGCAGGAAGGUCAAGCUGAGAUUCCUCAAUCAAACCGUGCAAACAUCAAUACAAAUAGGAGAACAUUGUUGCCUAACAGAGGUUUCCAUAAUGCUGCAAGGGGUUUCAUUGACGAACACUCACUUCACUCCUGCGACUGAAUACCAUCAGCUCAUGCAACCAUUGUGGAGCUAAGCUGUUUCCUCAUGAGACUAAUCAGUUCUGUUGUUUGAACGGAAAAGUUAAACUACCCGAUAUUCCCGUACCUCCGGAACUCAUGCUAUUGUAUACUGUACAAUCAGAACUUGGAGCUUAUUUCAGGCAGAAUAUUCGUUCGUUGAACCAUGUUUUUUCCUUCACAUCCAUUGGGGUACGUAUUGAUCACAACACAGCUAAUUCUAAGAAGGGAAUAUAUACAUAUCGAGCUCAAGGUACUAUGUAUCACAAAAUUGGUAGCCUCAUUCCAGAACCAAGUGAUCGGCCAAGGUUCCUUCAGAUGUACGUCUACGACACCGAACAUGAAUUGGAGAAUCGAUUGAAGGAACAACAGUUUGCUGCCAAGAAAAACAAGGGUAAGGAACAUGAACAAGAGCCACCUGAUAGGGAAGAACCUCUGAAUAGAGAAGUGCUCGCUAUAUUGAAAGCAAUGCUGGACAGAUACAACCCAUAUGUACGUGUAAUUCGUCAGAUCUCUCAAGGUACUAACUUACAUGAUGUUCGUCUACACAUAAAGGAGCAACCAACAUUUCGGCGGACGUAUAACAUGCCGACAUCACCACAAGUAGCGUCUGUAUUAGUUGGGGGAGAAGAACCGAGUGAAGUGCUUCCCAGAGACAUUAUUGUUCAAACAAAUUCCGGGAACCUUUUGAAAGUUCCCGACACAGCAUGUUUCUACGAUCCGCUGCAGUAUCCCUUACUGCAUCCUUAUGGAAGUUUUGGUUGGGAUUUGACUAUUUUCAGUGAUAAUUCAAGAAGGAUAAGUUGUCGAGCAUACUACGCGUAUAUGCUGCAGAUUCGGGAAAACCGGGACUCGAUUCUGUUACGUGGUGGGAAACUACUGCAACAGUACGUGGUCGAUAAUUACGUAAAGAUUUCCACAACGCAGCUGAGAUGGGUUCGAGAUAACCAGAGAACAUUCCGAGCUGAUUGGUAUUCAGGCGUUCUUGAUGCAAUGGAUUCAAAUACAAGUGAUAUUGGACAGCGGGUCAUUCUGCCUCCUUCUUACACGGGAAGCCCACGUGACAUGCAUCAAAGAUAUCAUGACGCUAUGGCAUUGGUUCAGAAGUACGGCAAGCCGGAUUUGUUUAUAACCAUGACGUGUAAUCCUAAUUGGGAGGAGAUCCAGAGAGAACUAAAACCACGGCAACAGGCACAUGAUAGGCCAGAUUUGACAAUGAGAUUUUUUCAUGCUACAUUUGAAGAAUUGAAGGUGGAUCUGUUCACUAAAGGGGUUCUUGGAAAAGUUGCUGCACAUGUUCAUGUUAUUGAAUUUCAGAAGAGAGGUCUUCCGCACGCACACAUUCUUAUCAUCCUGCAAGAGAGAGAGAGACAAAUUGCGUAGCCCAGAUGACUACGAUCUGGUUGUUCGUGCAGAAAUACCAGAUGAGAAAGUUGAACCAGAGUUGUAUGCUUCUGUCCUCAAACAUUAGAUACAUACGCCAUGUGCUUUGUCUGCUGAUAGUGUCUGUAAGAAGGAUGGAAAAUGCAAGAAACGUUUUCCAAAGCAGUUUGCAGCGGAAACUCUAGAAGGCCAAGAUUCAUAUCCAGUCUAUAGAAGACGUGAUGAUGGUAGAGCAAUUACACUCGCCAAUGGAAAAGUUGUGAAUAAUAGUUGGGUUGUUACGUAUAAUCCUUGGCUUUUAAAGAAGUAUGAUUGUCAUAUUAAUGUGGAAAUUUGUUCCAGUGUGCAGUCUGUAAAGUGUUUGUACAAAUACGUGUGGAAAGGGGGUGAUCGUGUCUCAAUGGAAGUUUCAAGCGAGAAAGAGGAGGAAUAUGAGAUCAAGCAUUUUGUAGAUGCUCGAUGGGUUUGCCCGCAAGAAGCUCUAUGGCGGAUAUACCAGUAUCAAAUGAAUAAGAUUUAUCCUCCUGUCCUGUCAUUACAAGUACACCAAAAGGAUCGACAAAAGAUUCUACUACCUGAAGGAAAUACUGUGAGAGAUGUUAUACGACGAGAAAAAACGUCCCACACUCAACUUACUGAGUAUUUAAGAAAAACCAAGAAGAUGAGUUUGCAAGGACUCUCCUCUACAAGGAAUUUCCCGAGCACUACGUGUGGGAUAAGCCACUAAAGCAAUGGCAAAGACGGCGACGGAACAACAAAGUCACCGGUAGAGUUAAUGUUUUUUCUACCUGCAGUGAAAGUUAUCAUUUGAGACUUCUGUUGAAUAGUAUUAGAGGAUCAAAAUCUUUCGAGGACUUGCUAAAGGUGGGAGAUCAGACGUUUUCGACGUAUAAUGAAGUAGCACAACAUUUGUGUUUGUUAGAAAGUGAUACUCCAAUCCGUGAUACACUUCUCGAAGCCGUACAAGUAGAGAUGCCCUGCUCUUUAAGAAGACUCUUUUGCAUGUUGUUAGACUUAUGCAAUCCUACAGGGGUUCGUGAAUUGUGGGAUGAGUUUUUCCCAUACAUGAUUGAAGAUUACUGCCAAUCCAACACAGAAACAGGGGCAAUUAAUCUACUUUUACGGGAAAUAAGGUUUGUUCUCGGUGAAAAGUUAAUGGCCACAUAUAAACUCCCACCAAUCACUGAAGACAUAGGAACUUCAGGAGUAAACGAGUUGGUGUCCGAGGAAUUCAGAAUUCCGGUUUCUCCAGAAGAUUUAUCAUCUAUUGAUAUGCUAAACGCUGACCAGAAAUAUGCAUUUGAUAGGGUAGUGAAUUCCGUUAUUCUUCAUUGAUGGUCCGGGCGGUUCAGGCAAAACGUUUCUCUAUAGGGCGAUAUUGGCUAAGUUACAAAGUGAAAGACGUAUUGCAAUUGCAACUGCGACAUCAGGUAUUGCCGCAACCAUGAUGCCAGGUGGGAGGACGGCCCAUUCUAGAUUUAAGAUACCCGUACCAGCAUACGCAACUUCUACAUGCAACAUAGGCGCAGAAGAUCCUUUGACAAAUUUCAUUCGAAAAGCUGAUUUGAUUAUUUGGGACGAAGCAACGAUGGCGAACUGAUGUGCAUUUGAAGCUCUGGAUACAACGUUAAGAGACUUGACUAAAGUUGAAUUGCCAUUUGGAGGGAAAAUUUUGCUUUUAGGUGGGGAUUUUCGUCAAGUGUUGCCUGUGGUUGAGCACGGGACAAGGGCACAAACAAUUAGUGCUUGCUUGACUAACGUAAAAUUCUGGAAGGAUGUUAUGGUGAUUCGUUUAAAAGAGAACAUGCGUUCAAGGAUGGUCCUAUUCAAGAAA